Penicillium oxalicum is the source of this 852-nucleotide messenger RNA. RefSeq lists its product as uncharacterized. The transcript has 2 exons. NCBI's taxonomy places the organism in Eukaryota, Fungi, Ascomycota, Eurotiomycetes, Eurotiales, Aspergillaceae. The record is from RefSeq and is a predicted model, not a curated record. Bases 1 to 852 code for a protein of 283 amino acids.
AUGGCAUCCAUGUACGAACUUGAGCCAUGGUGCGUGCCGGAUUUCCCUGGACACGAGAACGAGACCCUCCAAGGCCCGGUGAUGGGCGACCAGGAGCUGUAUUCCGGCUUCAUGACGGGAACCCACGACUGGAGCUUGACCAUGCAAGAAGAUCCCCAGACGUGGGUGGACGACCACCCGACUUGGGAUGCACAACCCGAGUACCCUAAGGCGAUGGAGACCUAUACCCAGCGAUACCCUCAGUCCUGGGUGGAUGCAGGCCUGACGAUCCACUCCCCUGGCGGGAAAUGGAGUUCCUUCGAAGAGCCCAGCGGAGUAUCCAAUGCAACCUGGAGUCAACGACAAAUGUACACCGACCCAUCCUCUCACGCUGUCGAGCGUCAGCGCUGGAACUCCCUCAUGGCCACUCAACGCGCACUCUUUAUGACCCCCACCGCCCCGGUCAAAAACUUUACGGGAGUCCCCGGUUCUCCUCUUUCCGAUCCUUGCGGCACUCCGGACACAAGCAACGCAUCCUUGGGCUCGUGGGAGCCCGAGCAAGAUGGCGAGGAUCUGCACAGUAUACGAUCACCUCAAUCCUUCUCUCGUCGCGAUGGACCAUCAGAUCUCCCAUAUCUCUCGGCUCAGCCUGCCCAUCAAUGGAAAGACGAGGACUGCUCUGCCACUCUGGAGAUGCCCGACGGCACGACUCGUCGUACUCUCAACUGGCUCCCAGUCGAUACGAGUGCUGGGUUCACCAUCGGAGCAGACCAGCCGGACCACCCCCAGCAGGAACAGGAGAUGCACAAUUUCCAAGACAUGCAUGGCGCAUUCAUUCCGCCAUCUUCUCAAUUCUGGGCGUAUGAUCGUUGA